AAAAGCAGCUCGCGGGGGAGCCAAGAGCCUAAAGAACAGAAGUGCUCCUACCGCACCCGGCUGCGCGCACGUGGUCCCGGUGCGCGCCCUGCUUCCUCAGCACCGAGACCGGACUGAGAAGGAGCUGGAGCCCCGGACAGCCUGAGCUUGCACCACAGAAGCCACCCGAAGAUGCCCCACCGCAGCCUGCACGCAGCGGCCAUCCUCCUGCUCGUGAUCUUAAAGGAACAGACUUCCAGCCCAGCCUCACUCAGCGGAUCCGAGUGGACCUAUUCUGGUCCUGAUGGGGAGACGAGCUGGUCCAAAAACUACCCAUCAUGUGGAGGUCUGCUGCAGUCCCCAAUAGACCUGCACAGUGAUAUCCUCCAGUAUGAUGCCAGCCUUGUGCCUCUUGACUUCCAAGGCUACAAUGUGUCUGCCAAUGAGCAAUUUAUCCUGACCAAUAAUGGCCAUUCAGUGAAGCUGGAGCUGCCCCCAGCCAUGCAUAUCCAGGGCCUCCCUUCCCGCUACAGUGCCACACAGCUGCACCUGCACUGGGGGAACCAGAACAACCCCCACGGCUCCGAGCACACGGUUGGCGGGAAGCACUUUGCUGCCGAGCUGCAUAUUGUCCAUUAUAACUCGGACCUGUACCCUAAUGCCAGCGCUGCCAGUAACGAGUCAGAAGGCCUCGCCGUCCUAGCUGUUCUCAUAGAGAUGGGCUCCUUCAAUCCAUCCUAUGACAAGAUCUUCAGUCACCUUCAAGAAGUAAAGUACGAAGGCCAAGAAGUGCUCAUUCCAGGUUUCAGCAUUGAAGAGCUGCUUCCUGAGAGGCCUGCUGAGUACUAUCGCUACAAAGGGUCCCUGACCACACCUCCUUGCCACCCCACGGUGCUCUGGACAGUUUUCAGAAACCCUGUGCAAAUUUCCCAGGAGCAGCUUCUGGCUUUGGAGACAGAUCUGUACUGCACACGUGAGAAUGACUCAUCCCCCAGAGAGAUGAUCAACAACUUCCGGCAUGUCCAGAAGUUUGAUGAGAGGUUGGUGUACAUCUCCUUCCGACAAGACCUUACCUACGCAGGACUGAGUCUGGGCAUCAUCCUUUCAGUGGCCCUAGCCGGCAUCCUUGGCAUCUGUAUUGUCCUGGCAGUAUCCAUUUGGCUUUUCAGAAGGAAGAAAAGUAGCAAAAAAGGUGACAACAAUAAAGGAGUCAUUUACAAACCGGCCAUCAAGAAGGAGACGGAGGCCCACGCCUGAGGCCCCGGCACUCCAGGAUUCUACACAUUGUGGCUCCCUGGGCACUUGAAAUACCUGAGGGUUCUCUGGAGCUCAACCUGAAAACACCCCAGACCCUCUGAGGGCCUCUGGCUGGGCGCCUCACCAUCCUGAUGCCAUGGUCAUCCCCAGUGCAAUUGUGAAUGGGAAGAAUGUAUACUCUCUGCUCAGGUCUGCUUUUGAGACACAAUGUGUUUCCUCAGGGAAUGUGUUGUUGUCUUCCUCUGAUUUCCUUCUGCUGUGACAAAAUCUUUAGUUUGACCUUACGACUGGGAAGGUUGAGGGGUGGUGAAAAGCACAGAUAUAGGAAGGGUGAAGGUGUUCGAGACAAAAAGAAAACGAAGUUUUCUUUGAAAGAUCGUAGAGGCAUCUUCUAAAUUCUGUCCUUUAGAUCAGAAUUGACCUUAGAGAAUGAAAAGACACUUAAGAUCUGGAAGAGUCUCACUUUGGAAUCAGAAGUUGUUUGUCAAACCAGAAGGUGUGAGAAGGACCGAAUAUGAAGCCCAAGCCCAACCUCCUCUGUCAGUGGGGCAAUUAUGUUUUAGACUCCACAGAUUCUAUAAUUUAGGCUUGAAAAGGUACUGUUGCUUUCCCACUCCUAGAGCAGAUGUGAGUUCUGACAUGACCCAAACUGCUUUUGAGUCUACAGAAAAUAGGCAGAAGCAAAACGACUGAAGAGCUCUGUCU
Molecule: messenger RNA, 1941 nt
Organism: Pteropus alecto (black flying fox)
Lineage: Eukaryota; Metazoa; Chordata; Mammalia; Chiroptera; Pteropodidae
Gene: CA12
Product: carbonic anhydrase 12
Exons: 11
Coding region: 172-1236 (354 amino acids)
Cellular component (GO): plasma membrane
Molecular function (GO): zinc ion binding; carbonate dehydratase activity
Source: RefSeq, a predicted model, not a curated record